This is a messenger RNA of Podarcis lilfordi (Lilford's wall lizard), 29853 nucleotides long. NCBI's taxonomy places the organism in Eukaryota, Metazoa, Chordata, Lepidosauria, Squamata, Lacertidae. The record is from the annotation of a GenBank genome assembly.
CGGCGGCACCACAACCGCGGGGGGGCGGCGGCGGCGGUGUCCGGGGCGGCGCUUCCCCGUCUCCUUCCCCCUCCUUGGCGGCGGCCGCCCCUCCCUCCCCCUCGUCCCCCGCGGGGCCCAUGGAAGGCCUGCCCGUGGAGGUGCGGGGCUCCAACGGGGCCUUCUACAAGGUGAGGAGGCCGGGGUGCGGGGACAGGCGUUGCCCUGGAGACCGGGGGUGGGUGGGCGGGGCCCCAGGGGUUGCCAUGGAGAUCCCGGGGAGGGCGAGAGGGGCUUCGAGGCGGGCGGGUGGGGGGGCGCGGUGGCCACGCUGGGCGCCCGGGCCUUCCCCCGGGGUGAGGGGUGGGGAGCCCAGAGGCAGGGGGGUGUCUGUCUCAACUCCACCCCCCCCCCCAAAAUCCUGUACGUUUUGUAGCCCCCUGGGUUGAAAUAUUGGGGGGGGGGAGACUCCUGUUGGGUGGCUUUUCUAGGGGCUAUGCAAAAGCCAGCGUGGGGGAGGAGGGCAUCUUUGGGGGGGGGCUUAAGAGGAAGGUGGGGUUGGGGGCUCUGGAAAGUGAAGCCCCUACAAAGGGGGAAGCAAGGGCUGCUCAGGGUUCUGCAAAUGAGACUCCCCCUGGGCGUGGGGUUGAAGGGGUCAGAGGGCCCGUUGUGGGGCGGGGUUGAAAUAUGGGGGGGGGGAGACUCCUCUUCUGUCUGGUGGCUUUUGCAAAAGCAAGCAUGGGGGAGGAGGGCAUUUGGGGAGUGGCUUAAGAGGAAUGUGGGGUUGGGGGUUCUGGAAAGUGAAGAAAGGGGGAAGCAAGGGCCGCUUGGGGUUCUGCAAAGGAGACUCCCCCCUGGGCAUGGGGUUGAAGGGGUCAGAGGGCCCGUUAUGGGGCGGGGUGGGGGCUCUGGGCCUUCAAACUUAAGAGGCAGGGCCAUGGUUUGGGCGUGUGUUGCAGAUCAUGGGGCUGGGUUGAUUGGGAGUGUAGCCUGAGGUUGGUUGCGAGUGGUCGCCAGGUCAGCGUCUAUGGGCUAGAAGGGUUGAGUCCAGUGCAGCGCUCAUGUCAUGGCUUUGCAAUGCUGGGGAUCAGUUUAACAGAGGCCUCUGCUCCCUUCCAAAGGCCUGAUCUCACGGGCAGGCUGGGAAGGAGGGGUCUCUUGUGUCACUUGAGCCUCAUGUUGCACUUACCUGCUAUUUUUAUUUUAGUUUCCUCCAUCAGGCACAUCUUUGGAGUCCCUUCCCUACAUUCUAAAGCCUGCCUUUCCUGGUAAGGUACUCCCUCCAAAACAGAGUACCUUGAAAUGCCAUGAGCGUAUUAGUCAGCAGCCAUCCAGCAGACAGAAAUAUAUUUAUAUCACAGUGCAGUCGAGUUUAGUGCUCCUUUAUUGUGUAAGGAAAUAAGGAUGGGAGAUCUUGUAACUGUAUCUGUUUGCUGCUUGAUUGGCACUGACACAUGUUCCUUCUGACUUGCGGCUCUUCUCUCCCAAAGUGCUGCUUCCUCCCAGGUGCUGCAAGUAAAUGUAUUUAUAAGGAAGGUGCUCCAGUUCCACGCCACCUUGAAGUAACUUCCUGCCUUGUAGGGAAUGACUCUGUAUGUAUCUUUAUGAAGCAGGUGCUGUUAAAAUAGGGAGGGAAUAAACUCACCUUGGAAAGUACCACUGUCCAGUGGUGGGAGUAUUAAGUUCCACAUUCCAUGCCUGACAUCUCCAGCUAAAAGGGCCUCAGGUAGAACAGCGAAGGAAAGACCUUCUGCCUGGUCCUUGCUGCGUCUCAGAAUGGACCAUACAGGGCCAGUGGUUUGGCACAACAGGAGACAACUUCAUUUGUGAUGGGUGUCUCCCAUCAGUAGAAUUAGUGUCACCCUGUCUUGCUAUAAUAAAAUGCUGAGUUAUAUGCAUUUCCCUGAUUAGUUCCGAUGGGAAAUUAAUCGUCCAUCCGGCUUGCACAAGGCUGGGCCCAGCUGAGGUCUCAGCCUGCCUUCCAGAUUCAAGGCCUGCUCUUUGCAGUUUACUGCUUUUGAGCAUCCAAUCAUGUUCAGUGGAAUUACCUUUAGUAGACUAAAAGCAGUUCAUCGUAGCAAGACCUGAGUUUCCCAGGUAACUUUCAGUGUCUCUAAAUUAGGACCAACAAGCUGUUCCCAGGCUGCAGUGGGCUCCUCAGUUCCUGAUCCACACCUUUUUUUCAUAUUGGAAAAGGGCUUUUUCUCCCUUUAGCGUGGUAACAGGAAUGCCAGUCUCUCUAGAAGUUGAGGCUUUCAUCGUCACUGAACCUAGUUGUCAAGAAUGCUGCUUUGCCCAACAUGAAGGGACAAACAUAGAUAAGGAGGAAGCCCAAGAUAUCUAGGGUAUGAGAGAUUCUGUAUUCUGCCAAGCUCUACUGGGCCUGUGCGGAGGAGUGAUGUUUUGUUUCAGCGGAAUCUCUGGUCCCUAUUCUGUAGUGAGAAGCGAUGGCUUGUUUAGAAAGGCCUCGGGGAAUUUUGUAACCUAAGCACAAGGUUGCGAGGUGGGGGCUCACUGUAUUGUCUAUUGCUAAUUUUAGACUCCCCACUUCAGAAUGGAGUCACAACCAGUAGAUGGCCAUGAAUCGUGAAGGUUUGCCUGGCGCCUUCAUUACUUCUCUUUAGACACCAGGCAAAAACCUUUCUCUAUAACCAGGCCUUUGGCUGGUUAGCAUUCUAUAGCCUUUUAAAUGUGUUUGUGGAAGGGGGGUUUCUGGUAUGUUUUUGUUCUAUUAUGUAUUUUGUGUUCUCAUUUUGUAUUUUCAUGUUGUGUACCGCCCUGUGAUCUUCAGAUGAAGGGCGGUAUACAAAUUUAAUCAGUAACAGUAAUAAGAAUAAUAAAAGGCAUAGAAAUAUUUGAGGGGCUAAUCCUCGUUUCCCGUAAUGGAGUGGGUUAUUUUUAGCCUGUUUGCGUGCUCUUUGCUGUGGCAUCUCCAUAGAUUCCUUAUCAAGUAAUUUAUUUUUAAACUCAUAACCCUACCUUAUCGCAUAACAUUUUUUACCACCAGGAAACACACAUCAUGUUACAUGUCCUCAAAAGACUCUCAGCCUGGGAAACGGGGGCUGCAGAAGACGUGGGGUUCUUAAACCGUAGCUCCAUUGGUAGUGCACCUGUUUUUGCAUGCAGGAGAUCCUGAGCUCAAUCCCUGAUGUCUCUGUUUAAAAGAAUCAGGCCGCAGGUGACAGAAAAUACAUUUAGGCCAUGGGGCCAGUAUACUGGGCUUUGCAGACCAAAUAGUGUCUCCUGGUAAAAGGCAGUCUGUGUUUCCUAGGGACUCAGGUGAUGUCAGUUUCUGCAAACGUCUACUCUUAAGUAACUGGCUCAAAUGGCUUGGGGAGCAAAUGUACAAUGAGCAUCUGUGCAACCUUAACAUCUCUGGUGUCUCUCAUUGAGGAAUCCAUGCUGUCUAGAUCCUUCCUUCCAGCAGUGCUUGUUUGCAUUCCCCUUCCUUGCAACUGCUUAAGUGGGGGCUGCUGCCGGAAGCCGUAUGUGCCCCAGCGGACUUGCGAGAAAGCUGAAUGAGGAGAAAGUGGGAACGCUCUACUCGAGCCAAGCGUUGUGUUGUUCUGUGGAAAGGUGCUGGGCUUCUGAACAGGAUUUAAAGACUUCAUGUUCCUCCUGACAGUGGCAUAUUCUUUACCACACCCCCUUUUAUAGAAUUGCAUCCAUAGAGGGAGGGUAUGCUAACUAACCUCCAAGCUGAAGUAUACGAUUUGCCCAUACUCUUUGCCCAUACUCUUUUCCGCCUUUCAACUUCAGCAGCUUCCUCUUCCGAGAUUUCUGCAGCUCCUUGGCUACUGUAACUCCAACUUUGUUUUCAAAUGCACGAGCCACAAAUCAAUUCUUUAGUGUGUUCCUGGGCUUCCCAAAGGUUUCCAUAGAAGACCUUAUUUCUUAGAAUUUGAAAGGUGAGCUUUUGCCCGCCAGUCACUCCUGGUGGUCCUUUGUAGAACAUCUCUAACGUUGCUGUUUCCGGCUAGAGUAAAAUAACAAGGUUGUAACUCUACCUGGAGCAUACGAGUAAGGUUAAUGGGCUGGCCUUUUUUUAACAGAGUUUGCAUGUUGACAGAAUAUCAAUCGUAGGCAGUAAUACACAUGGCAGUAUUGCCUUGCCGCUGGUAGUUGACUACAUCCUGUUAACUUUUAACUACCCCUAGUAAUAGUUGAUCUAAGAACAUAAGAGCCCAUCUGAGUCUGUGUCCUGGAGCAGGAUUUGAGUGCAACAGAACUUGUGAUUCUCAGCGACUGGUAGUCAAGAGGCCUGCUGCCUCUGAUACUGGAGGUAAAAUGUAGCCCUCAUGGUUAGUGGCCAUUGAUAGCCUUUUGUCUAAUUCUCUUCUAGAACCUUCCCAGGUUCAUGGCCAUCACUUUGUUGGAGUGAAUUCCAAAGUUUUAAGAGUUUGGAUUUGAUAUCUCGCUUUAUCACUACCCGAAGGAGUCUCAAAGCGGCUCACAUUCUCCUUUCCCUUCCUCCCCCAUAACAAACACUCUGUGAGGGACUGAGAGACUUCAAAGAAGUGUGACUAGCCCAAGGUCACGCAGCAGCUGCAUGUGGAGGAGCAGAGACAUGAACCCGGUUCCCCAGAUUGUGAGACUACCACUCUUAACCACAACACCACACUGACUCCAACUAUGCACUGUUUGAAAAAGUACUUUCCUUUGCUGUUUUGAGAUUUCCAACAAUCCGAUUCAUCGGAUGUCCACGAGUUCUAGUCUUAUGAGAGGGAGGAAACCAUUUUUCUACCUCCUUUCUCACCAUACAUAAUUGUACAAGUUUCUAUCAUCACUCCCCACCCCCAAUUCUCACCUUUUUAUUAACUGAAAAACCCAAAUAUAACAUUUUGUCAUAGAGGAGUUUCUCAAACGCCUUGAUCAUUUUGUGUGUCCUUUUCUGAACCGUGUCCAGCACUACAACAUACAUACUGCACUUUUCUGUACAUGGUAUUCCAAGUACGGUUACCAUUAAUUUGUAUAUCAUUUGUUACAAUAUUGGCAGUUAUAUUUUCAGUCCCUUUCCUAAUGACCCCUAAUGUGGAAUUUGCCUUUUUCGCAGCUGCUGAAUGCAGGAUUGACAUUUCUAUCGAGCUACCCCCAAGGUCUCAUGCCUAAGAACGAAAAGAAGGGCCCUGCUGGAUCAUUUGUAGUUCCUCGCAAUUCCACAAAAAAUGGUGUCUUCAGCAGACUUGGCUGCCUCACGGCUCACCACUAACUCCUGACCAUUCGUGAGCAACUGAAGAAAGCACAGGUCCCAAACUUGGGAGCCCCACUUUCUACAUCCCUCCAUGAGGAGAGCAAUUGGUUUAUUCCUACUCUCAGUUUCCUCUUCUGUAACCAGCUACUGAUCCAAAGGGUCCCUCUGCUCUUAUCCCAUGACUGCUGAGUUUAAUGAGGCGUUUUGGGUGAGGGCUUUUAGCGGUAGCCUUUUUGAAAAUCCGUGUGCUUGUUGACACUCUCAAAGAACAUGCUUACCACCAGCUUUUCACAGUUCUUAAGCUAUCCAGCUUGUAAUUUCCCUAGAUCCCUUUUUUAAAAAUUUGUCUUACAGCAGCCACUUUCCUGUCGUCAGGUGUCAAGGCUGAACUUCGGGAUAAGUUGCAUAUUUUUUUUGUAGCAGGUUGGUAGGUUCACGUUUCAGUUCUUUUAAGAAUUCUUGGGCGGCUGCCAUCUGGACCUGGUGAUUUCUCAGCUUUUAAUUUGUCAUUAAGUCCUACAACCUCAUCUCCUGUGACCCCUCUUCACCUCAGUUCCUCAGAUUUCUUUCCUGCGAAAGUUAGUUUAGGCAUAGGGACCUGGACGGAAUGGACUCUGUAAUCUCCUUUUCCUCCUUUGACUUGCUUGUCGUCCAAAGGACCCACUAUCUCCCUAGCUGGUUUCCUACGUAUUUCUAAUGUUUUUGAAUAACUGUUUAUUGUUGGUCUUAAUGUGUUUAGUGAUGUGCUCCUCAGUUCUUCUUUUUCAAGCAUCCCUUAUUGUCUGCUUGCAUUUCUUUUGCCAGAGUUUGUGUUCACUUAGACAAGGCUUCAGUCUUCGGUGCUGCUUGUUAGCCACGCUGGCUUCUUCUUGGCCCUGGUGGUACCUUUCUUUAUCUACAUUCUGCAUUGUGGCUGAGCUUCUGUUACUGUGGCUCAGAUCAACCUCCACGCCUUCUAGAGAGCUUUGACCCUCUUCACUUCCCUCUUCAACUUUGCUUUUGUUGUUGUUGUUUAGUCGUGUCCGCCUCUUCGUGGCCCCCUGGACCAGAGCACGCCAGGCACUCCUGUCUUCCACUGCCUCCCGCAGUUUGGUCAAACUCAUGCUGGUAGCUUCCAGAACACUGUCCCACCAUCUCGUCCUCCAUCGUCCCCUUCUCCUUGUGCCCUCCAUCUUUCCUAGCAUCAGGGUCUUUUCCAGGGAGUCUUCUCUUCUCAUGAGGUGGCCAAAGUAUUGGGGCCUCAGCUUCACGAUCUGUCCUUCCAGUGAGCACUCAGGGCUGAUUUCCUUUACUUUUAACAAUCCCAUAUUUUUCAAGGUGUUUCCUCUUUCAAAGUCAGAUGUGGCUGUAUUGGAUAUCUUGUGCUAGAUCUGGGAGAGUCCUGGCUGACCAGGUGCCUGGAAUUUUAUGCUGGUACUUGAGAUUUCAAGUAUUUUACCCUAUUUGGGGCCGAAAAUACUUUAUGCAAGCAGCUUUGCAUACAUGUUCCCCGCAGGAGAGAAUGCUUGUGGAAUAUCGCUGCAUGUCAAAUAAGUUGUGCACAGAUGGCCUAGCGGACAGUAGCUAUAUGGCUUGCAGCAGCAGCAACGAGAAUUUUUAGUGUCCGGCUGCUGUACAGCGAUCCACCAAAGAGUAAAAUUAUCCUCUGCAAAUUCAGGGGUUCUCAAGUUGUAGAGUUGCUCAUGAAUGGAAGCGGUUUGUGUGCGUGGAGGGCUUGAAACUUUAAAGGGGGGGUUCCUUGAAACUCUUUGACUUGGUGUCCCAAGCAUUGCAAAGGUUGUACACUGCAAUUUUAAUUUAGCCCUAGCAGCGUAAAGCCAGAGGGCAGGUAGAUCAGGCUUGAGGUGUGGAACGUGGGAGAUAUAAAUGUUCCUGUGUGCUGGCCUCAUGGAAUGAAGGGGGCUGAUCCAUCUGUGCUGAAUGAAUGAUAAAUGAGAUUCUCUCCGCUGGCCUGGAGACGUAUAUAGCCUCAGGCGCAGCAGGGCUUUAAAGGGGAUUCUUGGAGCUCGGCAGGCUGUGGGAGAGGGCAGGCAUGGAGUAGUUCACAAAGACUCCAGAAUCUUUGAUCCUGCCCACAUCGCGGUUGCAGGUCCUUGUUGGAUGGUGCCCCCUCUGCCUCUUCGCUGCUCUCUGAAUGGCCAGGCUAACUGUUGACUGUGUCUAAGGCCUCCGAUCCAAGGCCUCAGGAUGCACCCACUAGACUGAUAGACAGGGAGCAAAGGGGGGAAGUUAUUCUCCCUCCCUCUUGCUGUGUACAUCCACUGAAGCUGAGUGUUGGAAGAUUCAGGACACAUGAAUGAAAGUAUUUCUUCAUGCAACUCAUAGUUGACUUGUGGAACUCACUCCCACAGGAGCUAUGGAUGUCUGUCAAGCCAGGUGGCUUUCAAAGAGGAUUAGACACUUUCCUAGAGGAGAGAGAGAGUUGUUGAUGGCUGCUAGCCAUGAAAGCUAUGCUCUGCCUCCGCAGUUACUGGGAAGAAGGGAGAGGGCAACUGGUGGGUCUCUGGAAGAACAGGGUGCUGGCUGAGAUGGGCCUUUGGACUGAUCCAGCGGGCUUUUAUCACGCCCUCCAUGUGGGCCUGCAGGAGUAUUUUGCUUGGGCGAUCAAAUUGCGGGUAGCAUCCAGACUUGCUAAAGAGGUCACCAGGUCCUGGGACGAGGAGGGGAGAGAUUUUUAGCAUACUGUUGAGGAAAGGAGUCUUGGGAGGCAGCCAUGUAGUCAAGGAUAUAUGCAGGCCACCUCUUCCAACCAGAGGUAACUCCUUUCUGCUGUCUCCAAUAGAUGCUGGUUGAGUGGUGAGAUUCCAAACUUAGAUUUUCUCUGUCCCAGUGAGUUGUGCGUGCUGGAAUAGUGGCACUGCUUACUGGGCAAUGAACUCCGCUUAAAGCCGGCUUCCUCUGGAGCUGGGAAGGAGACGUGUGGCUGUUUGCUCGUAGCGGAGCAGCUGGCGGAGAAGACAUCUGUCCCCAGGAACACCUGUUCCUCCAAUCACUCUGUAGACAUGCAGGACAUUUCGCCCUGCCCUCAUCACGCUCCAAACUCAGAACAUGUUCAGGCCUCCCUCCCUUGAUUGCGGCCCUGCGGCUGUCCUCCCUUCCCCACCCUGGCAGUGCCAAAUGUCCCGUGUUGCAGGCAGCGGGAGAUGAAGAGAGGCAGGGGCGUGGCUGCACCCCGUCUUCUAAAAGCCACACGCCUGGAGGAAUAAGGCUGUGGCAGAGAAUGGCCACCACGCGGAGAGGUUGUUUGUGGAAUACUUUAGCCUGUAUUCAAGGGUGGAGUUGGCCUCCCUAAAUCAGAAAACUAAUCCAAGCAUGGUUUUCCCCUUCAAAAAUGUCAUCCCCCACAUGUUUAUCCAUCUGUGUCCAUUAACCAGGCUAACCAUUUGCCUGUUGGACCCUUCUUUUCCUAGCAACUCCAGAAAACAUUCACUUACAAGUGUUACCAAAUGUCCCAAACAUCAAUCCUGGUGCAAGCCAGGCCGUUCGGGUUUUAAUCUUGAAACUGUCUUGUAAAUAAGUACAGUGGUACCUCUGGUUACAUACGCUUCAGGUUACAAAGUCCGCUAACUCAGAAAUAGUGCUUCAGGUUAAGAACUUUGCUUCAGGAUGAGAACAGAAAUCGUGCUCCUGCGGCAGCAGGAGGCCCCAUUAGCUAAAGUGGUGCUUCAGGUUCAGAACAGUUUCAGGUUAAGAACGGACCUCUGGAAUGAAUUAAGUACCGUAUUUUUUGCUCUUUAAGACUCACUUUUUCCCUCCUAAAAUGUAAGGGGAAAUGUGUGUACGUCUUAUGGAGCGAAUGCAGGCUGCGCAGCUAUCCCAGAAGCCAGAACAGCAAGAGGGAUCGCUGCUUUCACUGCGCAGCGAUCCCUCUUGCUGUUCUGGCUUCUGAGAUUCAGAAUAUUUUUUUUCUUGUUUUCCUCCUCCAAAAACUAGGUGCAUCUUGUGGUCUGGUGCGUCUUAUAGAGCGAAAAAUACGGUGCUUAACCCGAAGUAGCACUGUAAGUGAAUAGAGGGUUGCACCCAGGGACUUGGGCAUUUCCUCCCAAACGGCUGUCCCACUGAGCACCUUUCCCUGAUCCUAAGCAGCCCUGCAUUGCUUUGGGAUUAAAAAAUGGAUGGGCAGGUUGGGGUUGGCUAAGAGUGGAGUUCUUCUGCAGAAACGCAAUCUGACCCAGAGGCCUGGCAGCAUGUGAGCUCCUGAGUGCUGAAAGGAAGCUGCCGUGUGUUCUUUGAAGGAGGAGUCAUGAGCUAGCUGCCUGGUGUUGGCUAGUCUGGCAGGGAAUGUGCUUUAGGAGGAGUAAAUUGAAAUAAUAAUAAUAAUUUAUUAUUUAUACCCCGCCCAUCUGGCUGGGCUUCCCCAGCCACUCUGGGAGGCUUCCAACAAAAUAUUAAAAUACAGUAAUGCAUCAAACAUUAAAAGCUUCCCUAAACAGGGCUGCCUUCAGAUGUCUUCUAAAAGUCUGGUAGUUGUUGUUCUCUUUGACAUCUGGUGGGAGGGCGGGCGCUACUACCGAGAAGGCCCUCUGCCUGGUUCCCUGUAACUUGGCUUCUUGCACUGAGGGAACCAUUAGAAGGCCCUCGGCGCUGGACCUCAGUAGAACUAUGGGGGUGGAGAUGCUCCUUCAGAUAUACUGGACCGAGGCCAUUUACUUUAUUGCCACUUGUAUACAGUGAGAUUACAUGAGCACCCUCCACUCAGCUCUCUUAGUCUUAAUUCCCCUCAUUUACUGACGCACACCCACCAAACCCGAAAGUCAGUUGCCCUGUUUUUAUCUUUUCAUUUAGCAGCCUAACAGUCCACAGAUAGAAGCUGUUCUUUACCCUGUUGGUGCGACUAAUCAUGCUUCUAUAUAUCUUCUGCCCGAGGGCAGGAGAUCAAGAAAGUGCCGGCCAGGGUGUGAAUCAUCCCUGAGAAUUUUCCUCACAGGCAACGCACUUCCUAUCAGUUGAUGUCAAACCAGCGUACCGCACUGUGAUACAGUAUGAAAGGACACUUUCUAUUGUGGACCGGUAGAAGGAGAUCGCCAAAUGUUGAUUGACAUCGUUCUUUCACAAUACUCUGAGGAGAUGAAGUCUGUGUUGGGCUUUCUUAACCACCUGGGUUGUAUUGAUUUUGUAUUGUAUUUAAGAAAUGAGACAGGGUGGGAUGUGUAUGAGAGAGAGGGGGAGAGAAGUUCAUGUCUUCCUGAACUUCCUGAACAGGACAUGUAAAAGGAAGUAUUUCAUGGAGCGCAUAGUUAAAACUAUGGAACUCCCUGCCACUGGAGGCAACGAUGGCCACUAACAUAGAUGCCUUAAAAGAGGUUUAGACAGAUUCAUCUAGGCCCCCUUAUUUGCCCUUAGGGGCCAGUGACUCGGAGGAUCACAACUUUGGGGGAUGUCGCCAAGCUGUGACCUUUGCUUCCGCAGAGCUGUUCUUCUCUUGCCAAGUCUCCCUUUCCAUGCUGCUGCUUUGCGUUGGCUGUUUGUUAUCUUUGGUCCGCUGGUCCCAGUCGGGUGGCGUGGUGGCGACGGCUCCUUCUGCAAGGUUCCUUUUUUUUGCUGGGCCAGCGCUGCCCCUUUCGCAGUGAGCUUUGGGGACUUGCCGGCUGUGGUGCUAACGCGGUGUCUCUUGUCUGUUCCUUCCCUUCCAGGGUUUUGUUAAAGAUGUCCACGAAGACUCGGUCACGAUAUCCUUCGAGAACAAGUGAGUGUCCGCAAGAGGCGUUGCGUGCCUGCGCCCUACUCUGCUCUUUUGUCAGAGAGCUGGCAGGCCAAGAUCGGCCCGUCCUUUUCCAGCCCGCUGGAAGUAGUGGCUGCCCCAGUGUUCUUGAGGUCCAUUGUAUGAUGAGGGUGCAAGCCUGGCAUACCAGCUCUGAGCGACCUCUGGCAAUGAAACCCCACUGACCUGGGCUUGUUUGCCUAGACAUACGACGCUGGCACCUUGUGUAAUAUGAACGCUGUGUGGGGCUGGUGCCUAUAGCUCCAUGCUGGCUCCUAGGAAAUUGAAAUAAUAUUCUUGCAGACAGUCGCUGGCCCCCAACCCAUGUCCUUUGCUCUCACCCAGGAAACUAGCACACCAAGAACUCUGGCCAAUAUAAGUUUCAAAAGUGGGAGUGGUCCCUAUUCGCAAAUCAAUAGUCAGUUGUAACAAAAACUAAUCCAUUCAGAAGUAUGUAUUCUGACAAGGAUUACAAACUCAAACUCAUAAGGAUAUGUAUAUGAAUGGAUUAGUUUUUCUUACAAUUGACUCUUGAUUUGCGAGUAGGGACCGCUCCCACUUUUGAAACUUAUAUUGGCCAGAUUUCUCGGUGUGCUUUUUUCUUGGUAUAUUUAAUAACAAGAACUCCAACUUAUUUAACCUCACCCAGCAAACGCUGGCCAUUCCCAUCCCUGCUUUGCACUCUGGUGGCAGCUGGGCCGAGGGGAAGAAACGGGGGCUUUCCUCCUGGAGCUCUGUUCUUGCUUUGUAGCAACUCCUGCUGGUGGCUAGAUUGCUCUCCCCACCUAGAGUUCACUGCCUGUCUACCAGCUGCUCUAUCAAACUAGGCACCCCCCCCCCCGGGCUACCGAAUACAGCAGCGCAACAAAGCUCUCUCACGCUGGCUUGGGGUCCCUUCAGGAGAUGACGUCAGGAACUCCCCACCUCUCAGAGCACACACAGUUGUUUGGUCACCUCAGGGAAGUGGGGAAAGGUGGUUCCUUCCUCCUCAGUCUGGGCUCCAUCUUCAUCUUCAAUCUUCGUUUCCCUUGAGCCAGACACCCCUAACCCUGUUCUCCCAGACUCUGGAGAUGGGAGGUUGCGGGGAUACCUGCCCAGAGGACUUUGUCACCCACCUGUGUAGGCACCCCACAGCAUUGGUGGUGGCCCCGAUCCCCCAGCAGUUACGGAGCAGGGGGGCUGUACCCCAGCCCCACCCUUGUAAAGAUCUCUGCGUGCUCUCUGGAAGCUUAUUGCACAGCAAAUACCUUGGCGCUCGCAAGCAACAGGAGGGGUUAUUUUGUUUGCUUUUAAAUGCUGCUUAUCGGAGGGGUGGGGAGGCGAAAGUGCCUGAAAUUCCUGACUCAGCAGAAAGCCAGAAGCGUAUGCCGGAGGAGGGAGGUUUGAGCCGCUCGCAGAGGUCCUUCCUCAGCAGCUGAAGCGUCGGGGAGACACGUGUCUCUGCAACAGCUGUAAGGAAGGGAGCCACCCUGGCCUCUAGGCGCGGCAGUCAAGCAACCGUCUGCUUCCCCCCACCCCACCCGGGAAAAAUAAAAAGCUUUGUGGGCGGAGGUUCUGGCCCUGCUCUCUGAGAAGAGCAGGUGCUGGCUUUGCUGGGGCUCUCGCUGACAGGCCGCCCGAGUUUGCGGCUCUGGUUGUCAGCCAGUAAGGGACUAGUGAGCAGAGGGAGGCUGGCAGCCUGCCAGCAGCUGGGUCUGGCUGCCUCCGUCUCCCCACCCAGGGUGGUGUGGGCGUGGCAGCGGUAUGCAAAUGCUGCCUAAUUCCGCUGCAGUUAACGAGGCAGCCUUGCAGCACCACGGCCAGUUCCCAGGAUUGUGCUCUGACAGGGCCGGAACACGAUCUCCCUGCGAGAGGAAGGGCGGGCUAUAAAUACCCACUGAGUGUCUCUCUGCUGGCCCCAGUCUCCAGCCCUCCUUGUGGUGUUUCCUGAGUGGGGGAUAUGUCUUUGCAUUCUCCUCCCCUCAUUUCUUUCAUCUUGCCUCUGUUCCCCUCCCCAAGAACGCUUGCAUGCUCUUAGCAGGCUUCCUUGCCUCUAAUCUAUUUUGACCCCCAUCAGGUAAUGGUACUGUGGCCUUUAUGACUAACCAGCGGCGUCGCCAAAUAGUUGUGGUUCCUAGGAGCCAGCGUUGAAUAUUUAAGAGCCAGCAUUCCAUAGCUCUGGUGGAAGGGGGGGUGUGGAAUUAAAGUCACAAGGUGAUACAUUUGAUUUCCUAGGUGCGUGUGCAGCCAGGGGUCUGGAAUUUUUUCUGGCAGGUGCAAUUGUUGUUGGAAAAGCAUGUUGCUAGUAGCAGGGUGGGGAAGGAAUUCAGGCCGGCUGCCAUUGUCCGAUACAUGCUGCUGAGUCAUUAGAGAAGAGAAUAGCUUGUUAGCAGUGGAGGGGGGUAUUUGGAGUGUGCUUCUAUGAAGCAGCCAUUCUGAAUUGGUGGGAGUGCCUGUGUUGACCCAGGGUCCCUGCUGCUUUCACCUGCGUAAAAUUCGGCUCUUGGCAUUGUUUAGCCCCAAGCACCUCCCAUAGCUUGUGAAGAAACGUUGUGUGUUGAUGGGUAGCUGGUCUCCCCUUACUGUCACCUGGAAUAACACUCUGUCUCUUCGCAGCUGGCAGCCCGAAAGGCAAAUCCCCUUCGGCGACGUGCGGCUGCCCCCACCUGCAGACUACAGCAAGGAGAUUUUGGAAGGGGAUGAGGUGGAGGUGAGUGAAGGCUGCCAAGAGGCUUUCCGCGCCCUUCUGGGGGUGGGGGGUGGAGCAGUGGGGUGAGCAGGAAGCUGCUGGGCGUGGAGGGUGCCCCCUAACUUGAAUUUCCCUGUCCCCUUAGGUUUAUUCCCGAGCCAAUGAGCAUGAGCCUUGUGGCUGGUGGCUGGCCAGGGUUCGAAUGAUGAAAGGAGACGUAAGUAUUGAACAAAAUACACCCCCCUUGAAAUAUUCCCGGGCAUUCAGUGAGGGGGCAGUGCGGCCCGUCCCUCUCACCAUUAACACAUUUAAUGAACUGAGCCCCUUCCGCCUCCCCGGCACAUGGUAGGAGCUCUCCAUGCGCACAGCAAAUGCUCACAGCUGGGCUCCCAGAGCAUGUGGGCGCCAUGGGCCACAAUGUGGAAUAGUGACGGUGCUGCAAUGCAGAUGUUCUUAUGAUGCUUCUGUGACGUGCUGUUAUGAGGUUGUCAUAAUCAGCCUUAAGUUCACUCGAUGGGAACAGGUAGAGUAUAAUUUUUUCAAGUACAUAAAAAUAAUGAAAGCAAGUAAAUUUCCAGGGUCGUAAGCCAGCCUGAAUUUGCAGGUGUGAAAGUUUCCACUUCCCUCAAACAGCAGUGAUUAGUGAGUUAGUGUGAACAUAACUGGUUCUGUGUUUCCAAGAAAGACUGUUACAUCCAGAGAGGGGAGGGGAACCUGCAAUUGGGAGGGGGGGGACUGUGACCCUAACCCCAUGGAAGAGUUUUCCAGGUUUUUUUCUUCCAGUUCUUUCUUCUUGCAGUUAGAAUUCACUUUCCCCUUCCUGUUCGAGUUUACUUCGGCUUAACAACUCUAAAGGCGGAACAUAACUGCAGCUCUUUUGGGCUCUUCCUUUGCUGUGUCAGUGAAGGGGCUCUUUGUGGCUCCCUCUGAUCUCAUUCUCCUCUUGCAGUUCUACGUCAUAGAAUACGCCGCUUGCGAUGCCAUCUACAAUGAAAUUGUCACGUUGGAGCGGCUGCGGCCUGUCAACCCCAGCAAAGUGGCCACCAAGUGCAGCUUUUUCAAAGUCACCAUUGCGGUACCAGAGGAUCUCAAGGAGGCGUGAGUGUUAACAUAAACACAAUUCAAAUGGUUGGUGCUGACCUUUAAAGCCCUAAACGGCCCCAGCCCAGUAUACCCGAAGGAGCGUCUCCACCCCCAUUGCUCAGCCGAGACACUGAGGUCCAGCUCCAUGGGAGGGCCUUCUGCUCAUUCCCUCAGUGUGAGAAGCGAAGCUACAGGGAACCAGGCAGAGGGCCUUCUCUGUAGUGGCAUCCUCCCAGUGGAACGCCCUCCCACCAGAUGUCAAGGAGAUAAAGAACUGCACAACUUUUAAAAGACAUCUGAAGGCAGCCCUGUAUCAGGAAGUUUUUAAUGUUUGAUGCUUUAUUAUGUUAUAUAUUCUGUAAUCCGCCAGAGUGGCUGGGGAUACCCAGCCAUAUGGGUGGGGUAUUAAUAAUAGUAAUAGUAAUAACAACAACUGUGUGUGGGAGAGGGGGAGCUUGUCUGCCAAAUCCACAUUCUUUCCGAUUCAAAUCUCCAUCAGCCCACAUCUGCCUGGGACUGAUUUUGCUUGCACUGUGCAGACAUUUGCUCCAUCUGAAGGGAAAGAAGCCUAAGAGCUUCUUAACAGAAGGGAAGUCGGUUUCAGGAGGUGCGUUAUUGAAUGAGUCAACUUUUCUGAAUAAGCAAUAUGUAAGGCGCUGUGGGUUAAACCACAGAGCCAAGGACUUGCCGAUCAGAAGGUUGGUGGUUCGAAUCCCCGCGACGGGGUGAUCUCCCGUUGGCUCAGUCCCUGCUCCUGCCAACCUAGCAGUUCAAAAGCACGUCAAAGUGCAAGUAGAUCAAUAGGUACCGCUCCAGCGGGAAGGGAAACGGUGUUUCCGUGCGCUGCUCUGGUUUGCCAGAAGCGGCUUAGUCCUGCUGGCCACAUGACCCGGAAGCUGUACGCCAGCUCCCUCGGCCAGUAAAGCGAGAUGAGCGCCGCAACCCCAGAGUCAGCCACGACUGGACCUAAUGGUCAGGGGUCCCCUUUAUAUUUACCUUUAAGGCCUUCUUAAACCAAAUGUGAAGGGCAUUUCUCCAUCCUUGGGCAGUAGUCAUUCUUGUCUCAGCCCACAAAUAUAUAGUAAGAGUUUUACAAACUAGCUCUGCACCGUCCUCCUCGAACGUUGGUAGUAAACGUAGCCUGGCAUCGAGACUCCCUGGGCUGCCUUCAAUCUCAGAGAUCUCUUGUAAAUCCUGUCUCUAAAGCUCCGUACAGAUUCACAGGUCCACCGCAUGUGGAAGCCUGAACUUUCAGCAUCUCAGGUUGGCGUCCACACUUUUCCGAAGGUUCUUACCGUUCCUCUGUUUCCUCUUCGCAGCUGCUCAAACGAAAACGUGCACAAGGAGUUCAAGAAAGCCGUGAGCGCGAACUGCAUCUUCCUCAGUUCCACUAGCAGUGAGCUCGUCAUCCUCGUAAGGCUCUUCCUCCUCUGUUCCCGGGGUGGCGUCUGCCUGCUUAGCUGAACCAAGUGGGGAGGAAAAUGCCUGUGACUCGUUCUCAGAGCCGGACCCUGUGUGGCUCUUCACUCCCCUCUAGUGGCAGGAACUGCAGAUGACCACUAAAUGCGCAAUUGCAACUUCUACAUCUGCUUGGCGCAGCUCUUGCAUAUUUCUCGUCCAGACCUGUGAUGGAUUUCUCGUUUUGCACUUGGGACAUGAUAAAGGGCGUCUUCUCAGGAUGGAGUGGGGUGGGGGAGUUCUCUCGCUUCAGAGGAAAUGAUCCUCUCCAGGACCUGUGGUUUCCGUGUUAACUUUCCUUUAAUUUUAACUGGGUGGAUGAUAAUAAUAAUAAUAAUAAUAAUAAUAAUAAUAAUAAUUUUUAUUUAUACCCCGCCCUCCCCAGCCAAGGCUGGGCUCAGAGCGGCUAACAAGCAAUAAUAAAAACAAGCGGAAUGAAUCCAACUUAAAAACAACAUUAAAAUAUUGAAACAUUAAAAUAUUAAAAUGUAGCUUCAUCGCAGGAGGAGAAAGGAAAAGAAAGAAGAAAGAGGAAGAGGGAAUCAAAUUGACUCCAAGCCAAAGGCCAGGCGGAACAACUCUGUCUUACAGGCCUUGCGGAAAGAAAUCAGAUCCUGCAGGGCCCUGGUCUCAUGAGGCAGAGCGUUCCACCAGGCCGGAGCCAGUGUUGAAAAGGAUAACUGACAGCUUGAAUUCUUGUUAGACUAAACACCUUAAAACCUGGUGGGGCAGUUCUGUGUCGUAGGCUCACCUGUGUUCUUGGUUUGCCAGCACGUGGCGGCCUAACUAACUUUUGCUCUCUCUCUCUCCCUGCAGUCCACAAACGAGUCCACCGUCAAGAGGGCGUCUCUGCUGGGCGACAUGCACUUGCGCAGCAUCCGGACUAAGCUGAUGCUCAUGUCCCGGAAUGAGGAGGCCAACAAACACUUGGAGGUGAGAGAGAGAGGACCCUCCGAGUGCCACAGCGCCCCCUGAGUGCAGGAGUGGGGAACGUCUCUGGCUCAGGACUAGCUGACAGUAGCUGCCAUCCUGGGCCCGAAGGACAGGAGUGCCAAGCGGGGAGGCAGAAGGGUACCUUUCUAAAAUGCGAAGCAGUGCUGGAGAAUGCAGCGUUUCAGUUUGGGAGAACUCCCUGCCAGAUAUAGAUGCCAGAAGAUGGCCAGAGGCCCAACUGGUCCAGCACUCUAUUCUCCCAGUGGUCAGCCAGGUACCUCUUAUGGGAAACCUGCAAGCAGGACCCCCGCCAAAAGAGCCGCUCUCCCCUCCUGCAGUUUCCAGCAGCUGGUAUUUGGAAAGCACACUUCUGCCUCCAGCUGUGGGUGCAGCGUUCUGUGAAAGUCACAAGCUUGACAUAAUAUAAUAAUAAUAAUAAUAAUAAUAAUAUAUUAUUUAUACCCCGCCCAUCUGGCUGAGUUUCCCCAGGCACUUUGGGCGGCUCUCAAUUGAGUGUUAAAAACAAUACAGCAUUAAAUAUUAUAAACUUCCCUAAACAGGGCUGCCUUCAGAUGUCUUUUAAAUAGAAGAUAGCUGCUUAUUUCCUUCACAUCUGAAGGGAGGGCGUUCCACAGGGCGGGCACCACCACCGAGAAGGCCCUCUGCCUGGUUCCCUGUAGCUUUGCUUCUCGCAGGGAGGAAACUGCCAGAAGGCCUUUGGAGCUGGACCUCAGUGUCCGGCUGAAAGAUGGGGGUGGAGACGCUCCUUCGGGUAUACAGGACCAAGGCCGUUUAGGGCUUUCAAGGUCAGCACCAACACUUUGAAUUGUGCUCGGAAACAUCCUGGGAGCCAAUGUAGGUCUUUCAGGACCGGUGUUAUGUGGUCUCGGCGGCCGCUCCCAGUCACCAGUCUAGCUGCCGCAUUCUGGAUUAAUUGGCAGUUUCCGGGUCACCUUCCAAGGCAGCCCCAUGUAGAGUGCACUGCAGUAGUCCAAGCGGGAGAUAACUAGAGCAUGCACCACUCUGGCCAGUCUGCGGGCAGGGAGGGUCUCAUCCUGCGUACCAGGUGGAGCUGGUAGACAGCUGCCCUGGACACAGAUUUGACCUGCGCCUCCAUGGACAGUGGUGAGUCCAGAAUGACUCCCAGGCUGCGCACCUGGUCCUUCAGUGGCACAGUUGCCCCAUUCAGGACCCACGUGCCAACCUUAGUUGAUCCAGUCUUAUAAGACCUGCUCUGUCCCCAAGUGUGGCUGCCUGGCCUGAAUGCCGGGCCUUUUGUGGGGGGUGAGGGCCCAGGCUUGAAGAGAGAGGUGGGGCUCACGCGACUUCUGAGACCUGUUUCCCAUCAUGCCUCUGCCUCUCCCCGCAGACGAGUAAGCAGCUGGCGUCGGCAUUCCAGGAGGAGUUCACGGUGCGGGAGGACCUGAUGGGGCUGGCCAUCGGAACGCACGGGGCCAACAUCCAGCAGGCCCGGAAAGUGCAGGGCGUCACUGCCAUUGAGCUGGACGAGGAGACCUGCACCUUCCGCAUCUACGGGGAGGUAGGGGCCGGGGGCUGCUUCCAGACUUCCGGGAGAAGAGGGGGUGGGCCAGGCUGCUUUCCUUUUGCCUGGUGCUGGUGUGUAGAGAAAAGGAACAAAGACCCACCUGAUAAAUGAAUCCUGCGAGUGGGGCCGGAAACUCUGGUUGUGGGGCUUGGUAAGCAAGGCGGCUUUAACUGAGAAAGAACGAACUUUGGGGUCUUUUGGCCUGGAGGGAGAAAGGCCUGGCGUGUGGCUGUGCAGUGGGAGGAUCUGCAAACAGUUUGUCAGGCCUGAGCAGCCGUGGUGGCCUAAAACCUCGCAAGCCACCGGCGUAGUGUGUUGAGCUGCUUGGCAUGCUGUUCCCUUUUGCUCCUCCGCAGACCCCGGAAGCCUGCAAGCAGGCCAGGAGCUUCCUCGAAUUCUCUGAAGACUCUGUUCAAGUCCCUCGGAACCUAGUCGGUGAGUGAGACAGUUUUCUAGCUCCAGGACGAAACCUGAUGGAGCAUCCCAUUCUUUCUCUCCCUUCACAAAAACCUACCGUAUUUUUCGCCCUAUAGGACGCACUUUUCCCCCUCCAAAAAUGAAGGGGAAAUGUGUGUGCGUCCUAUGGGGCGAAUGCAGGCUUUCACUGAAGCCUGGAGAGCGAGGGGGGUCGAUGCGCACCGACCCCUCUCGCUCUCCAGGCUUCAGGAAGCUAUCCGCUAGCCGUGGGAGACGCAGCUCUGCCACGGCUAGCGGAGAGCUUGCCUGCACCCAGAAGCUUGGGGCGCGCUGAGCUCAGCAUGCCCCAAGCUUCGGGCUUCACGCAGCGCUCCGCUAGCCGUGGGAGAGCCGGACGACUUCGCGCAGCUCUCCCAUGGCUUGUGGAUAGCAGCCUGUUCUGGAGGCUGGGGUCGGGGGAAGUUCGGGCUUCCCCCACCCCAGCCCCGCACCUGGGGGGGGGAAAAAUUUUUUUUUUCUUUAUUUCCCCCCCCAAAAAAACUAGGUGCGUCCUAUGGGGCGAAAAAUACGGUAUGUUUGUGAAACCAGAUUGGGAAGCCAGUGCUACCUUGGAGUUUGCUUGGGAGUUGAGUUGCAGCAAUUCUGCUUGAGAAAACCCAGGAUUUAGUUGCACAAGACAGGCAGGGGAAGGUUCAGUCCAAGGCACCCGGUUGGCAGAGCUGUUUCUCAAGCAAAGAUUUGUUGCAUAGAUUUUCCUCAAGCAACAGAAGGGCGUCAAUGAUUUUCCUUCCCUGUCAUUGGCAACGAGUGCAAAUGCACAAGGGUGUGUGUGUGCAAAAAAAGGGGUUCUUUUUUGUAUGGAGGUGUUGUUUACUAGUGGGUUUCCUCAUCCAUUGACCUGUCCCCCUCCAAGGCACUAUGGUGCCAAUUUGCAAGUGACUUGGCGCUGGGGACAUAGAGUUAAGGCGGCAGAGCAACGUGCCGACAGCCUGUGUGUGCUUGAUUUACGCACGCCCUCCAACUCCCUGUCUUCAUUUGCCUCCUGCAGGGAAAGUGAUAGGCAAGAACGGCAAAGUCAUCCAGGAGAUUGUGGACAAAUCCGGCGUGGUCCGAGUUCGGGUGGAAGGUGACAACGACAAGAAGAACCCCAGGGAGGAGGUAAAUUGGGCUGCCGAGCGGAGAAGCCACCGCAGCAGCUUCUUCCUGUGUGGGUCCCCUGCCCCGGUUCCCAAGCCCCAGGUUUCCGUCUCUUCUCAAAGCCACAGUGUCCCACGUUUGCCCACGUGCCACGCCCCAUCAAAUCAUCCCAUCUGCGUUUGUCUGCUUUCAGUCCUUGCUGGCUGGUCCAGUUUGUCCCCUGGCUAAAGCUGUCCAAGACACAGACAUUGGACAAGAACCAAAUGUAUGUCUCUGACUCUUUCUUGCUUUCUUGGAUCCCGAUAAUCUUUCCCUCUCGAAAACUCACACAGGCCUGCCCUCUGUCCCGCUCUGGUCGAAACUCUGCUUUCUCAGAGCACAAAAGGUCAUCCCUUUGGUUUAACUGGGAUGCCUCUGCGGGGAACGUUGACUAAUUGGCUUUAAAGCUGGCAGCCCUGGUAACCUCUCCGUCUUCUGCCUGGGGAAAAGGUGCCCUGCUCUUUGCCAACCUCCCUGUCUCCUUUCCCCAGGGGAUGGUCCCUUUCAUCUUUGUGGGAACGCGGGAGAACAUCAGCAACGCGCAGGCGCUGCUGGAGUACCAUCUCUCCUACCUUCAGGUAAGGCCGCUGGUGUGGUUCUCCUGGGCUGUGGCGAGGGAGGAUGGGGCCACGGGGCAAGCCUGCUUCCAUCGCCCUGGGGCCAGAGCCAUCUUCGCCAGACCCCUCCAUUUCGGGACACAGGUGCAGAAUGUCGGAACUGCCACCCGGUUCUGUGGACCUCUGCCUUCCCCCCCCCCCAGGUGCUCACAUGUUGAUGUUUAAAGAUCAGCAUCAUGGGAAGGCAGCUUUCUAGCUACCCCUCCUCCUUCCCCUUGGAAUCUGCUGCAGAUCUCUGAGCAAGAUCACAGGACAGGUCUUUCCAGGACCAAGGGGAAACUGGCAAUCUCCUUUUUUUAUUUUUGCUGUUGGGUGCUGGAUAUUGCUUACAGCACUGAAUUUUUGGGGUUGGUUUUUUUUGGGUAUGUUACUGUACUUACUGGGGACGUGGGUGGCGCUGUGGGUUAAACCACAGAGCCUAGGACUUGCUGAUCAGAAGGUGGGCGGUUCGAAUCCCCACAAUGGGGUGAGCUCCUGUUGCUCGGUCCCUGCUCCUGCCAACCUAGCAGUUCGAAAGCACGUCAAAGUGAAAGUAGAUGAAUAGGAAGGUAAAAGGCGUUUCCGUGCGCUGCUCUGGUUCGCCAGAAGCGGCUUAGUCCUGCUGGCCACAUGACCCGGAAGCUGUACGCCGGCUCCCUUGGCCAGUAAAGCGAGAUGAGCACCGCAACCCCAGAAUCGGCCACGACUGGACCUAACGGUCAGGGGUCCCUUUACCUUUACUAUACUUACUAUGGUUAUAAAAUUUCAUUUUGCACUGUUUGGUUUUGAAUUGCAAAUCCUGUUUUCUUUGAGUGUGCAGUUUUUUUUGGGGGGUAUAGAAAGCGGCAUACAAAUAAAAUGAGUGAAGUCCAGAAGAUGUAGCUGGGGUGCCCCCCGAAUGCUUUUGCACAGUUCUUUUGGGGGGCCUUUCCUGGCCUUGGAAGAGUCUUGACCGUUUGUGUCCUUCCUGCCCGACUUUCCCCCAGCUUUUUUCCAAAUGCUGCUGAGAGACGGCCGGCGUAAAUUCUGCGGCACUCUUGAAGCACACAGACGCUCUUCCCUCCUUCUCUGUGAGGCCCUUGGCUCCUCCCCGACUGGGGGUGGUGGCCUGGGGCCUUGUUCUCAACCCCUUUCCCCUUCCCCCUGCUAGGAGGUGGAGCAGCUGCGCCUGGAGCGGCUGCAGAUCGAUGAGCAGCUGCGCCAGAUCGGCCUGGGCUUCCGCCCCCUCUCCAACCGGUCGGAUAAGGAGCGGGGCGGCUACACCACGGACGAGAGCACCUCCUCCUCCCUGCACGGCACGCGGACCUACGGGGGCAGCUACGGUGGGCGCGGCGGCCGUGGGCGCAGGGGACCCAACUCUGGUUAUGGUAAGUUGGAUGAGGCCGGCUGUAUUCCUGGUGGCAAAGGACUGCGCCCAGAAUAUCUGAGGAUUGCACACAUGGAAGAGCUCUUUGUAUCACAUUGAUAACAUCCCACCAAAUCAGCCGUUUAACAUCAAAUUAGUUGUUUAGCAUCCCUCCAAAUCAGCCAUUUAACAUCCCACCAAAUCAGCCGUUUAACAUAAAUCAGUUGUUUAGCCUCCCUCCAAAUCAGCCGUUUAGCAUCAAAUUAGUUGUUUACCAUCCCUCCAAAUCAACUGUUUAACAUCAAAUUAGUUGUUUAGCAUUCCACCAAAUCAGCCAUUUAGCAUUCCACCAAAUCAGCCGUUUAACAUCAAAUCAGUUGUUUACCAUUCCUCCAAAUCAGCAGUUUGACAUCAAUCAGUUGUAUAGCAUCCUUCCAAAUCAGCUAUUGACCCGGAAGCUGUACGCCGUCUCCCUUGGCCAGUAAAGCGAGAUGAGUGCCGCAACCCCAGAGUCGUCUGCGACUGGACUUAACUGUCAGGGGUCCUUUACUUUUAAAAACUCAUUUGCCUAUGUUGAAGAUUAGGAGCAUUUAUCCUGCUUGCUGUAGCAAAUUUGCUGCUUGUUGAUCUCCAUUUUACUGUAUUUAGUAUAUUUUGACAUUUAAUACUUUUAGAGUCUUGUAGAGCAGUUAGAGCAGCCUUUCUCUACCUGUGGGCUCCCAGAUGUUGUUGGACUACAACUCCCAUCAUCCCUGAGCUCUGGCCUUGCUAUCUAGGGGUGAUGGGAGUUGUAGUUCAACAACAUCUGGGGACCCACAGGUUGAGAAAGGCUGAGUUAGAGGUUUUGCUAAAUGUAACAGUGAGUGCAACCUCCUGCCUGGAGGCAAGCAGUCUCCCUGCCACCAGUCUUUCCCCCUGCUGCGCAGGUUCACCUGCAGCAUCCAGACUCUAAUAGGGGUGGGGUGUCUGCUGAGAUCAGCUCGCUGGAGCCCCUGCUCUAAACCCAGCCACUUAAGUUCCCACUUGGGCCCCCUCUUUCCUCGCCUCGUCUCCCUAGCUACCAACUCGGACGUGUCCAACGCUUCGGAAACGGAGUCUGAAAAGAGAGAGGACUACGAGUGCCCGCCGCUCAGCGACCGUGACCCCCGCCCGGAGGACAACCGCAGACGGCCAGGGGUGGGGCGGGGGCGGGGCCCCGCUCCGGCGCCUCGCGGAAGUAGCAGCAGUGGAGGAGGCGGCGGCAAGUACAACAGCUCCUCCAUCAGUUCAGGUACGAAAGAAGCAGAAGCCUUUUUGGGUUCCCCGCAGGCAGAAAGCGGGGGGGCGCUCCAUCACUCGCGUGUCCCAAACCCUGAGCAGGAUGUUCCUGGGCUGCGUGGCCAGCUGGAUUCAAGCGUUGCUGUGACUUGGUGGGGGGACAGCCUAAAGACACCUCCCCUCCCAUCAGUGGCUGUUGAGCUCUGGAUUUCCUAGGACAAAGGCCUAGGACAGGGUGGUCUGACGUGUGGUAGCCUUCGAGGCCUUUUUUUGGGAACAUCUGACACCCUAACACUGCCCCCUCCAAAGCCAGGUGAGCAAGGCUUUGGGAAGGCAGUGUGAGGACCCUCUGACAGUGUCCUAGAGUCCUCCAGCCUCCUACCCAAAGCCUAUUUCGCAUUUUACCAGCUUUGGGAAGGAGCUGGGAGGCCUCUAGGACCAUAGCUGUCAACUUGCAGAUUUGAAAAUAAGGGACCAGCAGCCUUGAAAAUAAGGGACCAGUAGCCAAAAUAAGGGAUUUUAGUCAACCAGUUAAAAGGGACCAGAGAAUUUUGGAGAGCAGCGCUGGUUUUUAGCCUUUCGUUUCCAGAGGUUGCUGCUCAAGACACCAGCCGAUGAAACACUGCAAUUAAAUAACUACAAGCAGCAACCACUUUUUGCGCAAAACGAAGUCCAAGCUACGAAGAUGCUGCUGCAGUUCUGUAUCUUUUCUCUCGUGCUCCAUCUGCAGCUCUCAAUUCCAUCAGGUGGGGCGGGAGGAAGGGGGGGAAAAUAGCGCCCAAAGUAAACCCGCAGAUCAGACCAUCUAUGCUAGUCUACCACUACAAAUCUAUGGGAGAAGCGUUUGCGGUCCUUCCCUUGUAGCCCUUGGAAACCUGCCCACGCCUCCGCCUCCUCUUUCUUUUCCUCCUCUUCCUCCUCUCUCUGAACUGCUUUCUCUAUGGUUGCCCUCGUUCUCCUCUCAAGGCUCCUCAUCAAUUCAUAGACCAUGCCAGGCUGCCCAUCUCAUUCGGGUCCUUCAGCGGCACAGCCGCAGUACGGCCUAGCGGGAGCGGCGGUGAUGGGCAGAGGGGAGGCCCCAGGCAGAGAAGCUCCGUUCGGCGGCUGCGAGGAGGAUAGCGGCGGAAGGGCCUGAGGCUCCCGGCGGGGAGGGGUUCCCGGGGGCCGAGGCUUGUGAGAGGAGGCCGGAGGGGGGCGGACCGGGCAGCCAAGCAACACAGUUGGCCGGCCGGCAGGGAGGGAGGGAGAGGAGCUGCUUCCUUUGAAACUCGGGAAAUUUAAGGAACAUCGAUCAACAAGGGACAGCAGCGGGACAUGGUGCUGGGAUAAGGGACUGUCCCUCCAAAUAAGGAGUUGAUGGGCGGCCUCUUCCCUCUGCAGUAUUGAAAGACCCCGACAGCAACCCUUACAGCCUGCUGGACAACACCGAAACUGACCAGACCGCGGACACGGACGCCAGCGAGUCGCAGCCUGUCAGCAACCGCCGGCGUCGGUCCCGCCGGCGCCGCACUGACGAAGACGCCACCAUGAUGGACGGAGGCCUGGAGUCGGACAACAUGUCUGUCAACGAGAAUGGCCUGGGUGAGUGGAGGGUGAGGCAGGCCCAUUCCCAGCCGUAGGUUGUGGGGAUCAGGAAGAGGUGGGAGAUGGGGCUGCUGGGCUCUUUUUCUUGGUGGAGGCGGUCGGUCUAACAGAGUUCUGGUCACCCCUACCUGCCUUCCCCGCCAGCUUUUAAAUACCUGCUGAAAACCUUCCUAUUCCUGUUUUGAAGUAUGGCUGCAAUAUUUUUUUAUCUUGUUUUGUAAACCGCUUAUAAGGUGGUUGUUGUUUUUUACAACCAAGAGGCGUACAAAUUUUAUGAGAUAAAUGGCUAUAAACACAUUUUCACAACACAGCAAUAUAGAAAUAUCUUUGUAAAUAAAUAAAUCUGCUCAAGGUGCCUACGUUGCUUUUAAAGUUGCACCUGUGGUGGCUGGAACUGAGGAUCUGAUUCUGCUCACGUUUGGCCAGUUGAGUGCCGUUGUCAAUGAGACGAAAGAGCCAUAAAUCCUUAACGCACCUCUUUAGCCUGGCCUUUGACACUUGAGGGGUGUAUUUUUAAGACCCACCUUGUUUUUGUGAUCAUAAGUUUUUGUAAACUGUUUUUAAUAUUGUCUGUGUUUCGAUGCUCUAACGCACCCAGGGACCUUAGGGCAAAGGGAGUUAUUUUUAUUAUUAACAAAAUAAUAAUAUUUCAUUACUAUUAAUGUAAUCAGAUGGGAUAUGAGCUGACUGUGACUACCCAGGAAAGAGAAUACCGUGGAACCUCGGCUUAAGAACUUAAUUCGUUCUGGAGGUCCGUUCUUAACCUGAAACGGUUCUUAACCUAAGGUACCACUUUAGCCAAUGGGGUCUCCCGCUUCCGCCACGCUGUUUCUGUUCUCAUCCUGAAGCAAAGUUCUUAACCCAAGGUACCAUUUCCGGGUUAGUGGAGUCUGUAACCCGAGGUACCGCUGUACAGUGGAACCUUGGUUGUCAAACGUAAUCUGUUCCGGAAGACCGUUCAGCUUCCGAAACAAUAAACAACCAAGGCCCAAAAUCCAUUGAAAAAAUGGAGGAACUUACCUUGGAAGCCAUUCGACUUCCAAGGCGCGUUUGAAAAUGCAAGCAUUUACUUCCAGGUUGUCUGCAUUUGAAAGCCAAAGCGUUCGAUGACCGAGGUUCCACUGUACAGUGGUACCUCGGGUUACAGACGCUUCCGGUUACAGACGCUUCAGGUUACAGACGCCGCUAACCCAGAAAUAGUACCUCGGGUUAAGAACUUUGCUUCAGGAUGAGAACAGAAACCGCGUGGUGGCAGCGGGAGGCCCCAUUAGCUAAAGUGGUGCUUCAGGUUAAGAACGGACCUCCGGAACGAAUUAAGUUCUUAACCCGAGGUACCACUGUAAUAGCAUAGCAGAACUGUGGAGAUGGAAGGGGCUCCCAUCUAGUCCAACCCCUGCAGUUCAGGAAUGACAGACCUUGGGGUUGUGAUAGGGAGUGCAGCUCAGUGUGAGCCCGUUGGCAGGCUGUGUGGGGAGGGGUUUGGCGGGCGGCCAUGGAGGAGUCCCUUAGGUGGACAGGCAGCCUUCCUAUCCCUCCUGAGUCCGCCCUGCCUCUUUUCUCCGCCAGAGGAAGAGUCUAAACCGCAGAGACGGAACCGGAGCAGGCGCCGACGCAACCGCGGCAACCGUGUGGACGGCUCCAUCAGCCGGGACCGCCAGCAAGGUAUCGCCGUUCAGCCUUCCUCUCUUCCUUUGGGGAAGCUUCUGCGUAGUCACCUGCUUGGGCUUUUCCGUGCGUGACCUUGUGUCUUUUUCACCCCCUUCCCCAUCGCCAACAGUCACCGUAGCCGAUUACAUUUCCCGAGCAGAGUCUCAGAGCCGUCAGCACCCACCGCGCAAAGAGAGCCGAGAGAAGUCGUCGGAGGACAACGCACCCAAGCAGAAGGUGAGCCAAGGCCAUGUUUGGGCAGGGCUUUGUGCCUCGUGCCCCAGAAGGCUGUUUUUGUGUGUGUGUGUGUGUGUGUGUGUGUGUGUGCCGCUAUUUGGGGCACCUGGAACAAAAACAUGGCAGCUUCUGAGAAAAGCAGCAAGAGGGGUUUGGGGGUUUUUUUGUAAUAUUUGGGGUGUGGGGAGCCAGAGAAACCAAUUCAGGCGUGUUGCCACAGCUGCCCUCAGGCUGGUCAGGCUGCUGUGAUCCUGCUCCUCAGUCCAGACUGGGAAGCCUGUGAUGGUGAAACUGGAUUUUGCAUAUUGAUGCCACGCCAUCUUGACGCCUCUGUGAAGUUCUGAUCAGGUGCAAUAAUGUCCUUUUUAUACAGAGUGCGGAAGAAGAUGGUUGAGAAGUGAGAGAACAGCCAUUUUGGGGGAAGUUUAUUUUAAACGUGUUAAAAAAAAUAGUCAUUUUGCUUUUUUAUUUUAUUUUUAAGUAAGGUUUCAGCAGCUGUUCAAGUAACAUUUUUUCCGUCCAAGAAAUGAACACCGUAGCUGAAGAAAAAUUGUCACCAUGAAAGAAAUAUAAAGAUACUACAGUGGUGCCUCAGGUUAAGAACUUAAUUUGUUCCGGAGGUCCGUUCUUAACCUGAAACUGUUCUUAACCUGAAGCACCACUUUAGCUAAUGGGGCCUCCCACUGCUGCCGGAGCACAAUUUCUGUUCUCAUCCUGAAGCAAAGUUAAUAAUAUUAAUACUAAUACUACUAAUAAUAAUAAUUUAUUAUUUAUACCCCGCCCAUCUGGCUGAGUCUCCCCAGCCACUCUGGGCGGCUCCUAAUCAAGUGUUAAAAACAGUACAGCGUUAAAUAUUAAAAACUUCCAUGAACAGGGCCGCCUUCAGAUGUCUUCUAAAGAUAGGAUAGCUGCUUAUUUCCUUCACAUCUGAAGGGAGGGUGUUCCACAGGGUGGGCGCCACCACCGAGAAGGCCCUCUGUCUGGUUCCCUGUAACCUCACUUCUCGCAAUGAGGGAACCGCCAGAAGGCCCUCGCCGCUGGAGCUCAGUGUCCAGGCUGAACGAUGAGGUGAAGACGCUCCUUCAGGUAUACAGGACCGAGGCCAUUUAGGGCUUUAAAGGUCAAGACCAACACUUUGAAUUGUGCUCGGAAACGUCCUGGGAGCCAAUGCAGAUCUCUCAGAACCAGUGUUAUGUGGUCCCGGCGGCCACUCCCAAUCACCAGUCUAACUGCCGCAUUCUGGAUUAAUUGCAGUUUCUGGUUCACCUUCAAAGGUAGCCCCACGUAGAGUGCAUGGCAGUAGUCCAAGCGGGAGAUAACUAGAGCAUGCACCACUCUGGUAGGGUCUUCGCCUGCGUACCAGGUGGAGCUGAUAAACAGCUGCCCUGGGUUAGCGGAGUCUGUAACCUGAAGUGAAUGUAACCUGAAGCGUCUGUAACCCAAGGUACCACUGUAUUUCUUGCUGGAAAUGAUAAACCGAUUUAGGCCGGCUGCAGCCAUGCCUCUCUCAAGUUUGCUGGGCCUGCCAAGGGGGUCACUGGUUUGCUUUUUGUGGCUUCUCUUCCAGGUUGAGACCACCAGCAAGGUUGUCAACGGCCCUACGGAGAACGGCGAGCAUGCUGCCGCCAGCGAGGAGGUGGCUGCCCUGGUGAACGGCGUGUCCUAAGCUCGCUUGCGUGCGGGGCCCCUGCCCCAAGUCGCAGCCGGCCGAACCCUCCUCUGAAACGAAAACGAUCCCUACUUUCCACCUGCUUGCAACAUCUUAAAGAGAAAACGAAAUAAACACCACACCAGUCUCUUGUUUAAGAACAAAACCAUUAUUUUAAAAAAAAAAAACGAAACGAAACAAAUCGACCCGAAUCCCAAGGUAAUGAUGAUCUAGCGCUCGUUAAAAGCUUGCCAAAGAUGGGAUACUCUUCUUUACCACAGCUCUUAACGCAUCCUGGUUAAGCUUUCAGCAGUGGCAGCCAGACAGGGCAGUGAAAAAUUCAAAACAAAACCCCUCUCUUUUCUUUUCUGCCCUCUUGUUAUGUCAAAGGGGGGGGGGAAUCUCUGACGCUACCUGAGCUCGUAACCCCCCUCCCUUUUCUUAGAGGCGCACACAGUGUAGGGGGAAAAACUACUAUGACUUAACAUGCAUCUGUUUUUGGUGACUUAUAAGAGUUUUUUUCUGUUUAGAAACAAAAAUGUGAAGAGAGAAAAUAAAAAAAUAACUGGCUUUUCAAAACUGGAGAAAGGAGAGGGGGGGAGAGAAACCUGUGCCUUCUGAUGACGAUGCAGACACACACACAGACACACACAACACACACCGCAAGAGCACAAGAGUGCUCUUGUGUCCGUUUUUUGGUUCCCUUUCCUCUUUGACUAGUGAAAAAUCAAAGGCGAGGUCACGUCCGGGAGAGCGAAGCAGGGAGGCUGGCCCGCCCAGGGCACAGAGAGGGUGUCCUGAGGUUGUUUUGGGCUGUGCGCCCCUUUCCCCACCCCAAAGGGGGGGUUCUGGCCACGGAGAGGUAGGACCCUCUUCCGCAAACCAGGAGACGGGCGAGGCGGUGCUCUGCUAGGGAGAAACGGGAGACGCGAGGCACCUGCUUUGUAGGCCCACCCCAGACCAGUAAUCCUUUUCUUAAUUUCCCCCCCUUUGAUUCUAAAAACACUGUGGAAGACAACAGCAAAAAGAGAGGAAAACGCCAGGCUUUUAGGGCGCAAGCGGACGUGGCGACGUCGCUCCUGGCGCGGCUUGCCUUGAGUUUGUGUGUUUGUGUGUGGGGGAAAAGGGGGGAUUUGAUCUGUGACGGUUGAGACUAUUUAUUUUUCACUGUACAGUAUUUAAAAAGAGAAUAAAAAACCCAACUCUUGAAAAAAACUACAACGCCUAAAUACCAAGGUUGCUUUCUGUCCUGCCUGCCAUGUUCUCUCUGUCUCUCUUCUCUCUCUGCCCGGUGGGGGUGGCUUACGGAGAACGAAGCCCCCCUCGGCCGGUGACUCCUGCUGCUCAGGCCUUCAAUAAAAUGCGACGAGUCUUGCCAAAGUUGGUG